CAGAUUUGGAGGAGGCAGUCUCACAGUGUUUGAGUCUUCUACAGGAGUGAUAAGCCUCUCACGCCUUGUGCGUCUCACACUCUUGACAAGUGGGGCCGUCUCUUAUUCGCUCGAAGCCGGGGACGUUUCUGAUUCAUCUCCUUUUUUUGACUGCUCAAUUGGUCCCUCUCGUUUAUUUUUCCCACCAUCACCUCUUUAAUUAAAUUGAACUAGUUUUCUAAGAUGACCUGGACGGCGAACAGUUGUUUGGUCACUCUGGCCAUCCUGUUUCUAUGGCGAGUGGAAGAAAUCGCGGAAGCCUGCAGCUGCUCCCCAGCGCAUCCUCAGCAGGCGUUUUGCAACUCAGACGUCGUUAUCAGGGCAAAGGUGGUCGGGAGGCAGGAGGUUGACGUUGGCAAUGACGUCUAUGGAAACCCCAUCAAACGGAUCAAGUAUGACAUCAAACAAAUCAAGAUGUUCAAAGGUCCCACCCAGGAUAUUGACGCCAUCUACACAGCUCCCAGCUCUGCAGUGUGUGGCGUGAGUCUGGAAAAUAAUGACAAGGAGUAUCUCAUCACAGGCAAACUGGAGGCCGAUGGGACGAUGCAUAUCACACUGUGUGACUUCCUCGAGCCCUGGGAGGACCUGACUGCCACCCAGAAGAAUAGCCUGACUCAGCGCUAUGAAAUGGGCUGUGAUUGCAAGAUCACCCGCUGCACCGUCAUCCCCUGCAUGAUCAGCAGCCCGGCGGAGUGCCUGUGGACGGACUGGGUGAUUGAGAAGACAGUGAACGGAGGGCAGGCCAAACACUUUGCUUGUAUCAAGAGGAGCGAUGACUCUUGUGCUUGGUACAGAGGGGCAGCAACGCCCAAAAGGGAUUUCCUGGACAUCGAAGACCCUUAACUCCACCGCUGUCCAAUAGUCCAAAGAUGUCUAAGAUAAAAAUACAAAUAAAUACUUUUUUUUUUUGUUUUUUGUUAAGACAACCAUAGGGCAAGUGCUCCGGGCUGAGGUUGUUUUUAUUUACAGGCCUCAUUAUGUUUUUAAUCAACAGUCUUAUGAAUGCAGCACUUUCAGGCACUUCUACCCCUAAAUCCAAAGCACUUCAUCAUAAACCACUUCUCUGUCAGCUGAAAAAAAAAAAGGGGAUAAUCAUCACAAUUCAGUAUUACUGUUCGUAGCGUUUUUGUUCUUGAGCUAUUUUACCUUUUUUAACCAAAGGUAUUUUUUUUUUUUUUAAAUUGAACUAUAAUUCUACAAUGCAACACGUGCAUACCUAUAAUUUAAAGUGUAUUGUUUGUUCAUGAAUAACAUUAAGUGGCAAUUGGCGCCCUGAUUUGUGACAGCAGGGCUAUCACAAGGAACGAUCACAUCUUGCCUGUCCUGCUUCAGAUUACUUCUUAUUUUAUUUUUUAAAGAUGUGACAAACCUGUUUCGACUAAGCACAAUCAGUGCUCACGCUAAUGUUUUCUCUAAAUAAUCCUGAAUAGACAAGAAUGCACUUUGAACACAAUUGCCACAGCAGUCAUAUUGUCUCUAAUGAAACAUUUCUGAAGAGGAGGAUUGAAUCCUCCAUUUUGUACUUUUUUUAUUAUUACAGCUCUUCUCUUUGUAAUGCUUUAGCGUAUAAGAGCCUAUUUUAUUUAAGGAGGUUAUAUGAUUCAUCAUAUUCUAUUGAGAAAAAAAAAAAAAAGCCAACAUUGUGAUACUUUUUGUGACAUCAUUGGUAGUAAGUAGAAGACCAAGUAUUUUAACAGUAUUAGCAAAAUACACAUUUUAUGUGCCUUCGAGGUCAAAUUGUAAUCGUCCACUGCAGAGCCUUUGACAUGACCAUAAAAAAUGUUGAGCAAAUGCCAUGUGACUUUAUUAAUUAUGAGAGUGUAAAAAAGUUCUUCAUUUGAAGCUGUACUCAAGUAUGACGUCUUGUGCUGGUUUCACACGAGACAUUUGAGAUGAUUUUUUUUUGCAUGCAUGUCCGGCUGAAACAAUACUGUACAUUUUGACUAUUACAUUAAAUGUCAAACCCUGUUUAGAUGCUUUGCACGGUUAUUUUCACACCAAUGCUCAUUGUGUGCAGAUCCACAAGACUCCACUUCAUUAAAGAAUCAGCGCGGCUUUGUUUGCUGGUGGUGUACAUACAAUAAUACACAGACGGGCACACACGUGGUGCAGAAAGAACCGCAUUUCACACUUGAUGAAGGGAGGCACAGGUCGUACAGCAGGCGAAGAGAAACAAAUAAAGAUCAGUGUCAUGUUUAA
Messenger RNA from Anarrhichthys ocellatus (wolf-eel), 2238 nucleotides. It is a transcript of the gene timp2b, whose product is annotated as TIMP metallopeptidase inhibitor 2b. The transcript is spliced from 5 exons. NCBI's taxonomy places the organism in Eukaryota, Metazoa, Chordata, Actinopteri, Perciformes, Anarhichadidae. The record is from RefSeq and is a predicted model, not a curated record. The coding region runs from base 223 to 882 and encodes 219 amino acids. Gene Ontology annotation, cellular component: extracellular matrix. Gene Ontology annotation, molecular function: protease binding; metalloendopeptidase inhibitor activity. Gene Ontology annotation, biological process: negative regulation of endopeptidase activity; response to hormone; negative regulation of membrane protein ectodomain proteolysis.